UGAUUUAGUUAACUCCAUAUGUAUCACUUUUUUUUUCUCGUCUGCGCUUCAUCUCUCAGUUGCAACGAAAUUAUUUUAAAACUCUAUUCUAUUGGAUUUCAAGCACAACGAUGAAAUUGGCGCAACUUUGAUUGGCAAACAUUUCAUUUGAGUACAAAAAGUGUACAAGUUAAUAGGCGAGGACAAAAAAACGCUUAAAUUAAAACCAAAGUGUAGCUUAAAUUGCAAAAAUUAAUUAUUUAAAGUUUAUAAACGAACAUUUAAAGAGACCAUUUAAAUGAAUUUUCAUUUAUUCAGCAUAAAAGUCAACACCAUGAAUUCGAAGUGAUUUUAAACAUUAUUUUUUUUUUGUUUGAGAAAAUACGACAUAACAUUUCAAUUUAAAAUAUCCUGUUCGGUAAAGCUUAGUUUGUGAAUAAAUUCUUUUUGCUCCUGGUUUGAUGAACAUUUAACGGUGAAAGAAGUGAAUUGGCGUUCCAAGGGUAUCCACCCACUCCACAACGAAUCCAUUUGGCCUAAAGACAAGAUAAAUUAGAAGAAAUAAAAACCCUUCAAGAUGUCAAUGUCAGCUCUUAGUUUUUUACAAAACGCACAAACUGCACAAAGUUUAGCAGCUCUCCAAGCAAAUAUUUUGGCCAACAUGAAACAGGAUGAAUUAAAGCAUGGUUCGCCAAUAUCUCCAUCGUCACUAGCUGCCGCUACAUUGCCACCUGAAGCAACAAAUCUAUACGCUGGUCUAUUCAGUGCAGCAACUGGUUCACCCAUCAAUAUGUUAACACCACAAAUGUUUGCUGCCAAUCAAACGGCUGCUCUGUUAGCGGCCCGUUUAAAUUCAUCAACAUCAAAUUUCUAUCCGCAUUCGUUGAUCCCAUGGCAAUUGCCACCAAUCGUCAAUUCACCGCCAAUUUCUCCGAUUUCACCGACAUUGAGCGUGAAAAGUGUUAAGAAAAUAAAUAGCAACAAUAAUAUCGUCACUACCUCCACCGAUGAGGUCAAUAACUAUGAGCUAAAUUUUGAUAACAUUGGUGUAAAUGAUUUAGACUCGAGCAAAUCAUCAACAAAAAAACUUCGAAAAACUAACAGCUUAAAGAAGAAACGAAGUAAUCAAAUGUUAUAUCAACCGUACAAUAAUUUGGAAGCGUCACCAACAAUGGGUCGUACAGUGAGUCCAGGUCCAAUAAGUCCACCAACAUCUGGUUCAUCACCACAGUCAAUUGGUUCGAUGGAACAUCAAUCACCAUCAUCCACAUCAAUUCGCAGUACACCGAACAAAGAGCCAACCCGUGAUAAAUCGUUCACAUGCCAAACAUGUAACCGAUCAUUUGGCUACAAACAUGUACUACAAAAUCAUGAACGCACUCACACCGGUGAAAAACCAUUUGCAUGCCCUGAAUGCGAUAAGCGAUUCACACGUGAUCAUCAUUUAAAGACCCAUAUGCGUCUACAUACCGGUGAGAAGCCGUAUCAUUGCAAAUAUUGUGACAAACAAUUUGUUCAAGUGGCCAAUUUGCGACGUCAUUUACGUGUGCAUACUGGUGAAAAACCAUACAGAUGUGAACAAUGCAAUACCAAAUAUUCCGAUUCAAAUCAACUCAAAGCACACAUGAUAAUUCAUAAAGAUGAAAAACCAUAUCGUUGCGAAACAUGCAGUGCCAGCUUUCGACGCAAUCAUCAUUUGGUAAAUCAUAAAUGUGCAAAUGCACCAUUAACACCGGCCACAUCGCCAGUCAUUUCAUUGGAAAAUAAAUCGAUUGCAUCACGAUCCGAAACUAGUGAACGAUCAUUAGAUUUGAGCACAUCAAAUGCAGCAUUACUCAAGCAUUUUAAAUUGAAACAAAGUCAAGCAUUGCAACAGAUUUAUGAGAGUACAUUAUCGACGAUCAUUGAAAAUUCGGGCCAUGAAAUGCCGCUUGAUUUAAGCGUUGAAUCGAAUUCGGAAAGUAGCGAAAAACGAAAUACACGGAAAUCGAAUGAUCCACGUCACAUUUUACGUAUGCCAAAGGAAGAAGAUGAUGAAACCAUUGAAACAUCACCAGCAUCGGAACAAAUCGAACCAGAAGAUCUUAGCAUGCAUUCACCACGAUCCGAAUCACCGUUGCUUAGCGAAGAAGAUUUGGAUGAUUUAGACGAUGCCGAAUCAUUGAAUCGAAAGCAACAUUUACAAAAAUCCACCAAUUUUGAAUGAUCUGAAGCAUUUCCAUCACAUAACGAGUAUUUGACUGAAUAAAUCGUUUUAAUUUCCACAUGUCAAAGGUAUAUGUAUUUUGUUCUCUUUAAGAAGAUAGAGAAAAAUCACAAUUUCACCAUUUUAGCUGUGUUUUUGAGCCAAAAAAAAAUUGAUGUAAAAGGCAAGAAUCGUUUCUUCGCUUUCUUUCAUAGAUAUGUGUCAUUUAAGUUCAAUUUGUUAAUUGAUUUCGCCAUUCAAUUUAGUUAAUAUGAAUUGUUACAUUUGUUUUUUCGUUUUAAAUUAUUUUUCUUUCUCAGGCGUUUGUUAUGUCGCAUUUUCAAUAGGUGUUAAGUUAAACAAAAUUUAACGUGAAAAAAAAGAACAAAUGGUCGCGAGAGGCUAUUUAACCCCAAUAUCUGUGGUUAAGUCUGAGUACACCAAACAAUCAAAAUUUAUUUGUUUACAUUUUAAGUUUGAUUUUAAUGUGAGCUUUUAUUUUAAGUAAUUUUAUUUAAAUGUAAAUUAUUAUGAGUUUUUUUCUUGUAAAAUUUUCUGUUGCAUUCUUUGAUUUCUAUUGAACACUUGGAAUGCGAUUGUUGUGGUGAAAUACAAAAUGGGUAGUUUAAAGUACACACAGUUUUGUGUGCGAAAAAAAGGUAACCUAAAGAAAUUCUGACACACAACAUACACACUCAUCUGUACUGAUCAAAAUAUCAGGGAAUACUUUAUGCAUUAAGAUAAAUGUAAGAACAUAUAUUUAUACACACGCACUCACACAUCAUAAACUGACACUGCAAAUCAAUUGAAUUUAAGAUUUAAACUUGAAUAAAAACAAAUACCACAUAAAAAUGCCAUAGAUGUAUCGAAGUAGAGAAAUUAGGUUCUAAAAUUAUUUUAAAUAAAUGUAAAUAUGGUCUUAGUCGUA
This is a messenger RNA of Contarinia nasturtii (swede midge), 3092 nucleotides long. RefSeq names its product protein krueppel-like. The transcript has 2 exons. The record is from RefSeq and is a predicted model, not a curated record. The coding region runs from base 557 to 2185 and encodes 542 amino acids. Gene Ontology annotation, molecular function: DNA-binding transcription factor activity, RNA polymerase II-specific; RNA polymerase II cis-regulatory region sequence-specific DNA binding. Gene Ontology annotation, biological process: regulation of transcription by RNA polymerase II. NCBI's taxonomy places the organism in Eukaryota, Metazoa, Arthropoda, Insecta, Diptera, Cecidomyiidae.